GCGAUGUCCUCGCUGGUGAAGGAGGAUCUGAUGAAGAAGCUGUUCGGCCCGCGGCGGCGGAGGCUGCACGAGUUCAUCGAGGUGGAGGGCGCGGGCGCCCAGCGCUACUACCUGUGCGCCGCAGUAACUAAAAGUAAAGAAGUAGAAAUAUGUAUGGUUAAACACUGGCGAGUGGACCGAGAGGAGAAAUAUGAAAUAGUUGAAAAGUUGUUUUUGAAAGAUCUGGAGAUGAUUGAUGGAAAAGAAGCGGAUACAGAUAAUCCAUAUUUUGAUAUGCAUUUCCACAAAGUCUACAAUAUGGAAGCAUAUAGUUGUGCAUCAAAAUAUACCUUUGCUCGAACACUAAACAAACUGAAUGCGAUGUACCUUAAGAAGAACUUCAAGAUUGUGAACUUUGAUGACACCUACCUAAAUGAUGAUUCAUUCUGGUCAUCCAGCAAUAGAGAUUUCUUAGUAGUUAUGAGGGUUUGCUUCUAUGCUUCCAACCUUUUAUGUCUCUCCCUCUGUCGCCUCUCCUGAAGAUGUAUUUUCUAACAUUUAAAUGACUGGCUGACUUUCACUGACCAGCAUUUCAUAAACCAUCUGAUCGAAAAGUUAGUAAGUGAUAUGCACUGUCUCCUUUUUUAUUUUACAUGUGAGCAAAAAGUGGAGCAUACUGUUUACAUAAAUAGUUUAUAGUUCAUUUACA
Molecule: messenger RNA, 688 nt
Organism: Hirundo rustica (Barn swallow)
Lineage: Eukaryota; Metazoa; Chordata; Aves; Passeriformes; Hirundinidae
Gene: EXOC1L
Product: exocyst complex component 1 like
Exons: 3
Coding region: 4-519 (171 amino acids)
Source: RefSeq, a predicted model, not a curated record